Lactuca virosa is the source of this 1380-nucleotide messenger RNA. The record is from the annotation of a GenBank genome assembly. Lineage: Eukaryota; Viridiplantae; Streptophyta; Magnoliopsida; Asterales; Asteraceae.
AUGGGUUGCGCGACAUCGAAGCAACGACCGGUGUGCCGGAACUGUAAAGGGCCAUGUGCUCCGAUUACCCGAAGCUAUUCAAUGCACGUCCACCACCCGCCUCAGAGCGACGGCGACAGCUACCAUGUCGUUGCUCUUAAAUCCACCACUCUCGGAUACCUUCAGCUCGAUCCAUCGAACUCCAAUGAGGCUCGCAGUGCGAAAAAUCCAGGCGUCGUACAGAUUCAUCAAGAUCCUCUCCGACAAAAUGAGAUACAUGAUAAGGAAAGUAACGAAUUUGCAGUCGGCGUGAUUGACGCCAAGACAUGGUCGAAGAUGAUCGAAGAAAAAAUCCCCAAAAUCAUCCCCAGAACACCCAUCAGAACGCCUCCCGGCGAGCCGGAAACGAUCAAUGCGUGGGAAUUGAUGGAAGGUUUGGAUGAUACAAGCCCACUCCGACCAAAAUCCGCCGCGAAUCACAUCCGUAGCUUCUCAUUUCAUGUUAAUCCCAAUUCCUUUACAUCCUUCGGUGAAUCUGCAACAGAAUUCCGAGAACAAGAUCGACAAACUGAAGUCUCCGGCAAACCACUAUGUCUACCAAUACCAGAGAACAACUCCUCAGAUUCGAAUUCCCUUUUCGAUUCAAACGACACAUCGGUGGCAUCGGAUUUUGAUACUGAGGUAAUUUCUUCAUUCAGAAAAUCACUAGAGUUACUACCUCCGGCGAACCCAUUUCACCUAAAGCCAUCGAUCGACGAGAAGGAUCCGCCGUCCUCAGACGGCUACGGUGAUGAUGAUUCAUUGGACAUAACGAAUUCCAAGAAAUCUUUACAAAACGGCUUUUUCGGUGAUGGUAAAAACAUCAGUCCUCCACGUGUCCAAGAAAAGUUAGUUUUGUACUUCACUAGCUUACGAGGAGUUAGGAAGACGUACGAGGAUUGCUGCCAUGUCAGACACAUCUUAAAGGCAACCGGAGUUCGUGUUGACGAGCGUGAUGUAUCGAUGCAUUCGGGUUUCAAGGAGGAAUUGAAAGAAUUAUUGGGUGGUUUUAUUGGUGGUGGAUUGCCUAAAGUCUUCAUCGGAAUUAAAUGUAUUGGUGGUGCUGCUGAAAUCCGGCGAUUACAUGAAGAUGGGCACCUUGAGAAGGCGUUGGAAGGUUGUGAAAUGAUGGAUGGCGGUGGCUAUGUCGGUGGUGGUGGAGUUGGUGGCUGUGAGGCUUGCGGUGAUAUUAGAUUUUUACCAUGUGAGACGUGUUCUGGAAGCUGUAAGAUUUAUUAUGACGAUGAAUCUGAUGAUGAAGAAGUAGAUGAUGAAGAAAAAGAAGAAAAUGAUUAUGGGUUUCAAAGAUGUCCCGAUUGCAAUGAAAAUGGACUAAUUAGAUGUCCAGUUUGCUGUGAUUAA